This is a messenger RNA of Cuscuta campestris, 2672 nucleotides long. Lineage: Eukaryota; Viridiplantae; Streptophyta; Magnoliopsida; Solanales; Convolvulaceae. The record is from the annotation of a GenBank genome assembly.
CCGCACCGCCCUUCUGGGCUGGCGUCUCCGCCGUAACAAUACCCACUUCGUCCAUAUCCAUCGUCCUCUCUCAGGGUUUCUGUCCGCCUCCUGUUUUCAUCUUCUCAAUUGUCCGCUGCUCUCCUCUUCGACCAGAGUCCGCCUCAAUUGUCCGUCUUUUUGUCUUUGACUUUAGCGGCCGGCCAUCUCAUCCGUAAGAAGAAUCAGUGCUGCAAACGAUCUUUGGAACCUGUGAAUAAAGAAUAUCAGUGUAAGCCUGCUCUAUUGACUGAAGAACAAUUCCAGGUUUAAACUUGAGUGAGCCUUCAGCAAUGGCUAAGGCAAAAGCCACUACUGUUAAAGAUGCAGUUCACAAGCUGCAACUUUGUCUUCUGGAUGGCAUUCAAGAUGAGAGUAAACUCUUUGCUGCUGGAUCUUUGAUGUCUCAUAGUGAUUACCAAGAUGUUGUGACUGAAAGAGCUAUAGCAAAUAUGUGUGGAUAUCCUUUAUGCAGCAACUUUUUACCUUCUGAUAGGCCUCACAAGGGUCGUUAUCACAUUUCGAGGAAGGAGCAUAAAGUAUAUGAUCUACGUGAAGCCUACAUGUACUGCUCAACAAAAUGUGUUGUGAAUAGUCGAGCAUUUUCCAGUGGCUUGCCAGAAGAGCGAACUUCCUAUCUCAACCCUUCUAAACUUAAUGAAGUCUUGCAGGCUUUUGAGCAACCUGGUUUGGACGCUCAGGUGGAUCUCGGAAGAAAGGGAGAUUUAGGGUUAUUUGAAUUAAAGAUUCAGGAGAAAGUAGAAGUGAAGGGUGGAGAAGUUUCUCUUGAAGAGUGGAUUGGUCCAUCCAAUGCAAUUGAAGGCUAUGUUCCACAAUCAGACAAGACUCUCAAGCCACAAUUGAAGCCCCCCAAAAGAGGAUCUAAGUCUCAGCAUAGCCAGCUCAAUAAGAAGAAAACUGUGUUAUUUAGUGAGGCAGAUUUCACCAGUUGCAUAAUUACUGACGAUGAGUAUAGCAUUUCAAAGUUACCAAGUACUUCAACAACUCUUUUGAAUGAUUCUGCCACUGAACCAAGUGAAAUAAGAAGGCAUGGGAACAAAGAUGAUCAAAUUGCUGCAUUAGAAAAACAGGUCGGUUGUUUGCAAAUCCAUAACAAGAUUGAUGAACCAGAGCAGUCUACCAAAAGGAAUGGUAGGACUUUCAAGAAUGAGAACAACAUUACAGAGGCAUCUACACAUCCUUCCAACAAUAGUCUCAAUGUGGAUGGAAUCAGCACAGGAAAUACAUCGGAUGGUGGAAAUAAUGAUGUAUCAAAUACUACAUUAAAAUCUUCUCUGAAGCCAUCGUAUGCCAAGAAAGAAACCCGUUCAGUAACUUGGGCAGACGAGAAGACUGAUCUUAGUAGCAGAAGAAUCAUUCUCAGCGAUUCUGGAGAACCAAAGAAUCUCCAAAGUGUGUCUGGGGAACUAGAGUCAACAAGUACGGAGAAGGAUGACGAUUCAUAUCGCUUUGCAUCUGCAGAAGCCUGUGCAGCAGCAUUGAGUGAAGCAGCAGAAGCUGUUGUCUCAGGCUGUGAUGUCUCAUCUGCUGUAUCUGAAGCUGGGAUUAUUAUAAUGCCACCACCACAAGAAAUGGAUGAAGUGGAUUCUGGGGAGGAUGAUGGGACGCUUGAUGUAGAGCCACAUUUGCAAAAAUGGCCAACAAAGCCAGGGAUGCCAAAUUAUGAUUUGUUUGAAUCUAAAGAUUCUCUUUAUGACAUUCCACCAGACGGGUUUAGUUUGUCUUUGUCACCAUUUUCAACAAUGUUUAUGGCACUCUUUGCAUGGAUAUCAUCAUCAUCCUUGGCCUUUAUAUAUGGGCGUGAUGAAAGUGACCAUGAAGAAUAUUCAUCUAUUAACGGGCAAGAAUAUCCAUGCAAGAUUGUACUCUCAGAUGGACGCUCAAUUGAAAUUAGGCAAACUCUUGCUGGCUGUCUCUCACGGGCCUUGCCUGGCGUGGUGGCUGAUCUUAGGCUCCGUAUACCGAUAUCAACCUUGGAAAAGGAAAUGGAUAAGUUGAUUGAUACCAUGUCUUUUGUGGAACCGCUACCCCCAUUCAGAAUGAAGCAGUGGCAGUUGAUUGUUCUUCUGUUUCUUGAUGCUCUCUCUGUAUCUAGGAUUCCUGUGCUUAAUUCAUUUAUGACAGAGAUGAGAUUCCUGCUUCCGAAGGUUCAAGAAGAAGCUGGUGUAAGUGCUGAAGAGUACAAGAUCAUGAGGGAUCUCAUUAUUCCACUAGGCCGAGUACCUCAAUUCACGAUGCAGAGUGGAGCAUAAAGCUUUACGCCAAGAAUUCAUCAAUCUCUUGACGAGAAACUUUUGUAUUCGUGCUCAUAAGAUAUCAUUUUAAGGCAUUUCUAAAAGAUUAAUCAUAGGCACAUCUCAUGGGUUUUGAUUGAAAUGUGGCCUAUAGGAAUAUGUAAUUACUCGGAGUAGCACGGUUUUGUGUGUGAAGUUGUUCAAAUGGCGGAAAAUUUCCUUGUGCCAUGUUCUGAAAAAAUGGACUUAUUAUGAACUCCUAAGUCAUUGUGUGUCACCAAAUUAUACUCCAAAACCAUAUUGCUGAAUUGGCUGUGAUUCUUUUGCUGUUUUUUUCUUGGUACGUGUGAAAUUGUUGAAUAUUUUUAAUAGUCAUACUAGGGUGCUCUGGUGUCCUGU